Molecule: messenger RNA, 1591 nt
Organism: Sitophilus oryzae (rice weevil)
Lineage: Eukaryota; Metazoa; Arthropoda; Insecta; Coleoptera; Curculionidae
Product: UDP-N-acetylglucosamine transporter
Exons: 5
Coding region: 358-1350 (330 amino acids)
Biological process (GO): pyrimidine nucleotide-sugar transmembrane transport
Cellular component (GO): Golgi membrane
Molecular function (GO): UDP-galactose transmembrane transporter activity
Source: RefSeq, a predicted model, not a curated record
CACAUUAUUUAGAGUUGUUUUAUAAAUGAGAAUGCUAUUUAAACAAAAUUUUUUACAUAAAUUAAUAUAAUCUGCGUUUUUCUAAGAACUAUCAAAAUCAACAGCUGAUCACACAUCACACGGAUUUCAGCUGGAGUUCAACGUGUCAAAGGGUGUCAACAAAAUAUUUGAAAUUCAAGUUGAAAUUGAUAAGCAAAUGUUUAUUUAAAUGUGGCAAAAUUAACUCAAACGUGUACAGUUCUAUUUAUAUAAAGAAACUUAAUAUCAAGUCAGGAAUAAGGUGCCUGUCUUAAAAAACUACAGUGCCGGUCUAACAAUUAACUAAAUAUUGUUAUAAGUAACAUAUUUUCAAGUAAAAUGAAGAAAGCAGACACAGCAAACACCUUGAAAUAUGUAAGCCUGCUUACAUUAACCCUGCAAAAUGCCGUGCUAGGAUUAAGUAUGAGGCAUGCCAGGACCAGGGAGGGAGACAUGUUCUUUUCUUCAACUGCUGUUUUGAUGUCAGAAAUUGUGAAACUCGUCACAUGCCUCGGGAUAGUAUAUGUUGAAGCAGGCGGUAUACGAGGUCUAAUAAACACAAUAGACCAACAAAUCAUAAAACAACCUAUAGACACACUUAAAGUAUGUGUCCCCUCAUUCGUCUAUCUCAUACAAAACAACCUCCUGUAUGUAUCAGCCUCACAUCUCGACGCAGCAACCUACCAGGUGACCUACCAACUGAAAAUCCUCACAACGGCAAUGUUCUCGGUGUUUAUUUUGAGGAGGUCUCUUCUCAAAACACAAUGGCUGUCUCUGCUAACACUUAUAAUCGGUGUUGUCUUGGUGCAGUUAGCUCAAAGCAGUGAGCAUUCCAAUUCCAAAAAUGCAGAGGGACAAAAUAAGUUUAUCGGUUCUAUGGCAGCUUUGACAGCCUGUGCCCUUUCAGGCUUUGCUGGAGUGUACUUUGAGAAAAUCCUAAAGGGUAGUGAUGUGACAGUUUGGAUGCGUAACGUCCAGCUGUCUCUGUGUUCCAUUCCUUUGGGUUGGUUAUCAUGUUACUUAUAUGACGGACAGUUAAUAAGUGAAAAAGGAUUUUUCUUUGGAUACGACAAGUUUGUGAAUUAUCUGAUUGUCUUGCAAGCAGGAGGAGGCCUAAUCGUGGCGGUAGUUGUUAAGUAUGCCGAUAAUAUUUUAAAGGGUUUUGCCACAUCUUUAGCUAUAGUGAUCUCUUGUAUAGGCUCUAUAUAUUUAUUCGGAUUUGUAUUGAGUUUUCAGUUUGUUAUAGGGGCAGGUUUUGUAAUAUUUUCCAUAUUUUUGUACGGUUAUCAGCCGAAAAAGCCUGUAGUAGACGUGACUGAAUAUAAAGUAUAACAAUAUAACAGCUCUAAGAAUAAAUCUCAUCCAUAAUAAACUAUGGUAAAAGUAUUAUAUUUUAAAUUAAAAUGAUCAUGUAUGUAUUUUAUGUUAUACUAUUUAAUGUUAAGUUUUAAAUUAGAUUGAGCUGUGAAUAAAGGCAUUUCUCAGUAUCCAAGAGAUUAAUUUUAAGUACUUAAAUAUAAUUUAAAUUGUAAAUAAAAGUUAUUUUUAUUUAAUAUAUUUUUAUAAAUACAAA